AUGCAAACCAAACAUUUCAUCAAUGACCCUACCCACCUUGUGAAUACAGCACUUCAUUCUCUAACCAUAACUAAUCCUUCUCUUGCUUUUGACUCUUCUAACAAGAUCAUAUACCGACGACGACCGAAAGAUGGCUUUGCUUCUCCCAAAGUGUCUAUCAUAUCAGGUGGUGGCUCGGGCCAUGAACCAGCGUUUGCUGGAUUCGUCGGCAAAGGACUGCUGACAGCCUCAGUAGCAGGAACAAUCUUUGCCUCGCCGUCUGCUGAGCAGGUCCGACGAGCAAUCUUAACUAGAGUACCAACGGAGAAGGGUGUGCUAGUCAUCACCAUGAAUUACACUGGAGAUGUUCUGAACUUCGGGAUGGCAGCCGAAAAAGCUAAAGCUGCCGGCAUUGAGACAGAGUUCUUUGCUAUCGCUGAUGAUGUAGGAGUAGGUCGUGAGAAGGGUGGCAAGGUUGGUCGACGAGGGAUUGGUGGAGGCAUACUCGUGCUGAAGAUGUGUGGUGCUCUUGCAGAACUUGGAGGAAGUCUUCCUAACGUGUACAACCUAGCCAAACAAGCAUCCUCGAGUAUCGUCUCAGUUGGCGCCUCGCUAGAGCAUGUCCACGUCCCGGGCCGCGCCAUCCCAGACGCAUCCUCCGAUGAGAAUAUUCCACAAGAAGAGGUAGAAGUCGGAAUGGGCAUCCACAACGAACCAGGCAGUCACCGCGUCUCCGCUACUCUUCCAGAGCUGAUCAAGAUCAUGCUAGCCCAAAUGCUUGACCCAGAUGACAAAGACCGAGCGUUUGUCUCCAUCUCCGAAUCCGACAAAGUGGUGCUCUUUAUCAACAACCUUGGUGGCGUUAGCAUGCUCGAGCUCGGUGGCAUAACGGCCGAAGUCACUCUCCAACUCCAGAAGGACUACAAGCUCACCCCGGUCCGGACCAUUAGCGGCGCUUUCCUCACUUCUCUAAAUGGCAUGGGCUUUUCAGCUAGCAUCCUCAAACUCAGCGACAUAGGCUUCGGCUCUGGUAAAUCUAUGCUUGAUCUCCUUGAUUACCCGGCCGAAGCCAUUGGCUGGGCCGCGCCAAUCCAACCCUCUACCUGGAAUGCAGACAACGAUCACACCAUGGACGACAAACCCGCUGCCACCCCUUCAACAUCCAAAUCCUCGGAGCUAACUCUCGACCCAAAUCUCGCCUCCAAAGUCCUGACCACGGGCCUCGAGAAAAUGAUAGCAUGCGAACCAGACGUUACCCACUACGACACCAUAGUUGGCGACGGCGAUUGCGGUAUUGGCCUUAAACGGGGCGCGGAAGCCGUCGUCUCAGAGCUAAAGAAAGGCGACCUUUCCACCGACGCAGUCGCCUUCGUGAACAAGAUCGUCUCCGUGGUGGAAAACAGCAUGGAUGGCACAUCAGGCGCCAUCUACGCCAUCUUCCUCAACGCCCUUGCUCACGGCCUGCGCGAGCAGGACACUGGAUCGAAGCAAGAAGUGAAUGCAAAGGCCUGGACAGCGGCGCUCAAAUCUAGCGUUGCGGCUCUGGGGAAAUAUACGCCUGCGCAGCCAGGGGAUAGGACACUGAUGGAUGUGCUGAUACCGUUUGUGAAGACCUUGGGGGAGAGUGGGGAUGUGAAGAAAGCAGCGGAGGCGGCGGCCAAAGGUGCAGAGGAGACGAAGGGCAUGAAGGCUAGUCUGGGGAGGGCGGUUUAUGUGGGUGGCGAGAGCGAAUGGGUGGGGAAGAUUCCGGAUCCGGGGGCUUGGGGGUUAAAGGAAUUUUUGGAGGGCUUGGCUGGGGCUUGUUAA
This is a messenger RNA of Endocarpon pusillum Z07020, 1785 nucleotides long. RefSeq lists its product as uncharacterized. The transcript has a single exon. Gene Ontology annotation, biological process: glycerol catabolic process. Gene Ontology annotation, cellular component: cytosol. The coding region runs from base 1 to 1785 and encodes 594 amino acids. NCBI's taxonomy places the organism in Eukaryota, Fungi, Ascomycota, Eurotiomycetes, Verrucariales, Verrucariaceae. The record is from RefSeq and is a predicted model, not a curated record. Gene Ontology annotation, molecular function: glycerone kinase activity; ATP binding.